Molecule: messenger RNA, 1984 nt
Organism: Dendrobium catenatum
Lineage: Eukaryota; Viridiplantae; Streptophyta; Magnoliopsida; Asparagales; Orchidaceae
Product: pentatricopeptide repeat-containing protein At1g08070, chloroplastic-like
Exons: 1
Coding region: 125-1894 (589 amino acids)
Biological process (GO): RNA modification
Molecular function (GO): protein binding; RNA binding
Source: RefSeq, a predicted model, not a curated record
AUUUUCUAAUAAAAAUGAAAAAAUAAAUAUAUAUUUUUAUCUUAAAAAAAAAAAAAGAAACAAAGGCUUUGAGUUUUGAAUCAUCACAAGCUUCACAAAUCACAACCAGCUUUCGCCCAAAUGAAUGAGUUAUUCUCUCUGCUCUGUCAGCCGCCUCCGAUCGCUUCGUCUCUCACCUCCUAAAUCCCAAAGCAACAGCACACUGUAUCUUCUUCUUCCCCUCCGAUCCAUCUCUUCCAUUCCAAAACCUAACCCUAGCUCACAACAGCUUCUUCUACUCCUCUCCCGUCGCAUUUCCAGCUCAAAUCACCUCCGCCAACUCCUCUGCCGCGUCACCGCUUCCGGUCUCCACUUCGAGAACCCCCACCUCCAUCUCCUGAACUCCAUCCUCCACUCUCUCUCCGGCGGCCCCACUCCCUCUCUCGCCCUCACUUUCUUCGAACUCAUCCACUCUCAAGGUCUCGCCCUCGAUGGCUACACCUUCACCUCUGCUCUCAAGGCUGCCUCUCGCUUAUCAAAGCCCAACACAGGGGCUGAGCUGCAUUCCCUUCUCAUUAAACUAGGCCUAGAAUCAGAUACCUUCGUGCUAAACUCUCUUAUCCACAUGUACUCCGCCAGCGGCUUGGUCGGCAUGGCAAGGGAGGUCUUUGAUCUUGCCCCAGACUCCUCCCGCGAUGUAGUUUCGUGGAAUAGUAUGGUAUCUGGUUUCUCUCAUAACCAUCUCUAUGAAGAAUCCUUAAUCGUUUUUAGGCAGAUGGUAGAGCAUUCCAGAGCUAUGGAUGCAAAUAGCCUGGUUGGCGCACUAACAGCUUGCGCAAAAAUAGGAUCUUUAAAUCUUGGGAGGAUGAUUCAUUCAUUAGUUGUAACCAGAGGUCUUGAUAUGGAUUGCUACCUGUGUUCAUCUCUGAUAAGCAUGUAUUCAAAAUGUGGAGAUUUGAAUCAAGCACACAAGUUGUUCGAUGCGAUGCCUGAAAAGAAUACCAUUUGUUGGACUGCAAUGAUUUCGAGUUAUGCACAAUCAAACCUGUUUGUGAAAUCAAUUAUGCUGUUUAGGAAGAUGCAAGCUGCGAAAUUGAAACCCGAUGAAAAUACAAUUUCAUCUGUUCUAUCCUCAUGUGCACAGUUGGGUGCAUUGGACCAAGGAAGGUACAUCCAUGCUUAUUGUGAUAUUAUUGGCAUAAAAUUGGGCCUAUCUGCAAAGAAUGCAUUGAUUGAUAUGUAUGCAAAGUGUGGUGAAAUUGAUAGAGCUUUUUGCAUAUUUCAUGAGUUAGAAAAACCAGAUGUGUUCUCUUGGACUACAAUCAUAUCAGGCCUUGCCAUGAAUGGAAAUUCAUUUGAGGCAUUGAAACUCUUUUCACAGAUGGAAGCAUCAAGUCUAGUUCUUCCAAAUGAGGUUACUUUCCUUGGUGUGUUAUCUGCUUGUAGUCAUGGCGGAUUGAUUGAAGCAGGAUACUAUUACUUCGAUCGAAUGAGGACAGUUUACAAGCUUUUGCCUAGACUAGAGCACUAUGGUUGUAUGGUUGAUCUCUUGGGUCGUGCAAAGCUGUUGUUAGAAGCAGAAAAGUUUGUUAAAGAUAUGCCCAUCAAACCUGAUGUGGUCAUUUGGAGAUCAUUGCUUUUUGCGAGCAGGAUUAAUGAAGAUGUUAGAAUGGCAGAGCUUGCAGCUCAAAGAAUCAUGGAGUUGGAGCCAGAAAUGUGUGGAGGUCCUGUUAUGCUUUCUAAUGUUUAUGCCAUGGCAUCUAGAUGGACAGACGUGAGCAGGACUAGGAGAUAUAUGUAUUCUCAGAGCAUUCAGAAGCAACCUGGAUUGUCUUUCAUUGAGUUAAAUGGAGUUAUCCAUGAGUUCUUAUCUUCAGGUAUGUCACAUCCUCAAAAUGAAGUUAAUUAUAUAUAAUGUUCUUUGUGGCAUUAGCAAACAUUCUACAAAUAAUUUAGUUUGACGAAACAUUUGAAAUGAAAAUGAAGAUGAUUAUUUAUUCUUUAA